Callorhinchus milii (elephant shark) is the source of this 2685-nucleotide messenger RNA. RefSeq names its product discs, large (Drosophila) homolog-associated protein 5 (gene dlgap5). The coding region runs from base 1121 to 2572 and encodes 483 amino acids. Lineage: Eukaryota; Metazoa; Chordata; Chondrichthyes; Chimaeriformes; Callorhinchidae. Gene Ontology annotation, cellular component: nucleus; cytoplasm; spindle pole centrosome. Gene Ontology annotation, molecular function: microtubule binding. The transcript is spliced from 18 exons. The record is from RefSeq and is a predicted model, not a curated record. Gene Ontology annotation, biological process: mitotic spindle organization; chromosome segregation; regulation of mitotic cell cycle.
GAGGAGAGGCAGAAUCAAAUGAAUAAAUGAAAAGGAACAAAGUUGGGCUUUGACGUUCAGGAGGAUGAAAUGCAAUGAGACAAAGAUAUACAUCAGGGACUGAGAGUUUACAGGAAACAAGACAUCUGUCACCAGUCACAUUACUUGUAGGGCAUCCAGUGUCACUUUGUCAAGUGCAAGACAAUUGCCCUCCUAACCCAUCGCAAGGCUCCAACAUCAGAGAGGUAACGAGGGGAGGGCGAUGAGACGACUGAGCCACUGACAACAAUUAGACUAACUCCGCAGUCUUGAAAGGGAGCAUCAUGGGAGGAGAGAACCUCGUACAGCCUCAAGUUCCAGGGGAAAUGGCUUCCGACACCUUCAGCCCAGUUCCUCAUGGCUUCAGGUCCACGGCAUCAAACUGCCCAUAUAUCGGGGGCUAAAUUGGCAGUAAAUUGGCUCAGAGAGAGCAGGAGAGGCUGGCAAGGCGAGGGGGAAUGCAGGUGUCACACUAACACAGUUAGGGACAAUCAGACAGGAUUGAAGCUGAAGGUGAAUUAACACAGCACUCGUUGCCAGGGAAACACCCUCUUCUCUUUCCCAACGCCAUGAGGAGACAGGAAGUCGGCGAGGAUUAACUGAUGCCACCAGCACGGAGAAGGAAACAGGCAAAGAGACGUUACUGCUCGUGGAGGCCGUAGCAUAGAGAUCCCAGAAGAACAGAUUUACGUGGAGAGUUCAGUGGUGACAUGGCUCAGCUGGUAUUCCAAUGGCUGAGAGUGAGGACAAGUCGGGAACCACUCUCAUCACAUUGACCUUUCUGCUGAAUUGAUACUGACCUGAGGUGCGAAGGGCAAUCUCAGUCCAGGCAGCUACGAGUCUAUGUAGAGAGAGAGAGAGCAAGCGAGCGAGAGAGGCAUCAACGGGAGAAAAGGUUGAUUUAACUGCGAGGGCUGAUUUAACAAACAGCUUGAUGCUGAGAUUGGAAGAUGGUUGGAAUCCAUGGGAGGAUGAGACCAAAUGUCCCAAAGAGUCUUCAGCUGAACGCCGCCUGUUGUUGUGAUCUGAAGCCAAGGAUAAUGAUUAGGAGAAGCCUGGGGAAUCCAUUGAGAUCAAUUGGGAUCAGAGUAGACUGGAUCUCAUGUCACCUCUCUCCCCGUCCCAGGAACAAGAAUCUUCGAAGGCGAAGACGUCGGUAGACUCGCGGCGAGAGAUGCUGCGGCGCUACAAGGAGGACAAGCUCCUGCGCCAACUGAAGGCACAGCGCGAGAACCCGAAGCCCGUGUUCAGGGCCGGGGUUUACAGGCCCGAUGCUGCACAAUACCUGGAGUUGAGAACUGUGCCCCAAACCACCGAGCAAUCCAAACCAAAGACAUUUCUUCCUUCUUCUCUGAGAGUCACAAGGUCCAUGUCUAAGAAGCUGGAGAGCAUGCUUCCUAACGAAACCAGACAUGCAGUUUCUACCAAGGUGGAUUCAGUCGUAGCUCAUGUAAAAUCUAAUCAAGGAGGUUACACACGAGGCCUUGCAGUAACCCAAGCUCAGUGCCAGCUCCCACCACCAGCAGCAGGUGCCAAGGAGAGAAAAGCUCCCCACGCUGCACCCCUAAAGCCACCACAGACAAGAGGCCGGACAGAACCCAAGCCAGCCCUGAAAGUAGCAGGGCCUGUGCCAGCAGCAUCCAUAAAUCCACCACAGACACGGGGACGGACAGGAUUAAAGCCAAUACUGAAAUCUGCAGCAUCUGUGCAGGUCAGCGAGCCUCGAAUAAGUGUGGGUAAGACUCUGAAACAAGCUGAGAAGGAAGAGAAACACUACAGAAAGCAGGCUGCUCACAUUCUACCUGCACAGCCAGAACCUGAAAUCCUCCCUGAACCAGACAGUGCGGAGGAGAUGGCAGGAGGUGCGGAGGAGAUGGCAGGAGGUGCGGAGGAGAUGGCGUUGCAGGCUGGUGACGGCAGACAAAUACUAUCUAGUGCCACCGUGUUGGCCCCUGGGGAAGUGGACAAGAAGGUCUCCUUUGCCCCUGAGAACUACGCAUUCAGACCUAUGACUGGAUUGGCCCCAUUCAUUUUUACCCCAUUGAGCCCCCGCCAGGCAGCCAGUUUUUUGGGAACCAGUUCCUGGGGCCCCAUCGGACACAAACAUUCUAGGGGGAAUAGAAUUUGUUCUCCAACAGUGUGCACAACUGUUGAAAGUAAAUCAGCAUUAGAAAUUAACUGUGACACGAAAGGUGAAGAGCCUGCUGAUAUUGUUGAUGACGUGGAAGCCCCUGUGUGUAGGAAACCCCAGGAGUCUCUUGCUGCAAGCCUCUCCAUUGAUGUGAAAGGAUCAAUACAUGAUGUGCCCUAUUUCAGAGGAGUUAUGCGUUCAGAGACUGAGAAACUCACAGCAUUGUGUCAGCAGUGGGAGAGUCAGGCUGAGCUGCCAGAGGUUGCCGAUAGUGGUAAGGACCUAAUUCGCACAACGGUGGGACAAGCACGUCUCCUGAUGGCUCAGCGCUUCAAACAGUUUCAAGGACUUAUUGAUGACUGUCAAAUGGAGCGUGGCCAAAAGGAAGUCACCUGCACGGAUCUGGAUGGCUUUGGGAUAUGAUCUACUUCCAGGUUGAAGAUGUGAGCAAAAAGUUUGACCUUCUGAAAACCCUUCAGGAGAAUGGCUGGCAGGAGCAGAGAGACGUGCCCUCAUUACCUAAAAGAGUGGUCAAG